Messenger RNA from Brassica oleracea var. oleracea, 885 nucleotides. RefSeq names its product urease accessory protein F. The record is from RefSeq and is a predicted model, not a curated record. The transcript has a single exon. Gene Ontology annotation, molecular function: nickel cation binding. NCBI's taxonomy places the organism in Eukaryota, Viridiplantae, Streptophyta, Magnoliopsida, Brassicales, Brassicaceae. Bases 58 to 795 code for a protein of 245 amino acids.
UCUCUCUCUCUCUCUCUCUCUCUUUUCGAAGACUCUCGAUAAGAAACUGUUCGAUUGAUGGCAAAACCAAUCGGAGAAGAUUCAAUUAGCGAGAGCGUUGCGUCAAGAUCCUCUUCUUGUUCGCAGUGGAGCCAGUGGCAACUCCUCGAUUCAAUUUUACCAACCGGAGGCUUCGCUCAUUCGUUCGGUCUCGAAGCAGCUGUUCAGACACGGUUAGUUUCAUCUCCGACAGAUCUCGAAACCCACAUCAUCCAUGUCUUGGACAACACAGCUAGCUUGUUGCUUCCUUUUGUCUACUCUUCCCUCAAAUCUCCAGACAUAGAAACAUGGCAAAGACUCGAUCUUUUACUCGACGCUACCUUAACCAACCAAGUCUCUUCAAAGGCAUCGAUCUCCCAAGGAUCAGCCUUGUUCCGAAUCGCUGCUUCGGUUUUCACCGAGAUCCCAUCUCUGAAGAUGAUCAGAGACGCCUCUUUGGGCUCCUCCAAGGAGCUGCGUUUCCACCACGCUCCGAUCUUCGGGCUUGUGUGUGGCCUUCUCGGGAUGGAUGCCGAGACUUCUCAGAGGGCGUACCUGUUUGUUACGCUGAGAGAUGUCGUCUCGGCUGCAACCAGGUUGAAUUUAGUGGGACCGAUGGGUGCUUCGGUGAUGCAGCAUCGUAUUGCAGUUGUGGCUGAAACGGUUUUAGAGAAAUGGAAGGAUCGUGAAGCUAGUGAAGCGUGUCAGACAUCUCCUUUGCUAGAUGUUGUGCAAGGUUGUCAUGGUUACUUGUUUUCUAGAUUGUUUUGCUCUUGAUGAAACACACAUUGAUGUGACUUUUAUGUUCUUUAAGUUGUAUUAAGCAUGAGAAGGAUCAAAUUAUAUGGAACUAUACUUCUGAGACAA